GAGAGUAGAAAGAGAAACACAAAACCUUUAUCUUACUUUCUCUCUCCUCCGCUCUUGUUCUAAAUAAAUAGUCCUCAUUUUUUUUCAUUUAUUUUUUGAGUAGCCUUCUUUUUCAAGCUUUUGAAACCCUAGAAAUUCUCGAACUUCGAGCCUCCAAAAUAUAAACCCUAGAAAUUUCCAACUUUAAUUUGCUUAAAAUCUUCUCUCUCUUCUAUUUCUCUGCUCAAUUCAUUCAUGCUCUGAGGAUAAUUUUCUCUCUCUAGAUUUUUUCCCUCUGGUUCUGAUCUGAAUUUGGGGGUUUUUGAUUUUUUGGGAAAUUAAAGAAAUUUGAUCUGUUAAUUUGAUCUGAAUUUCUGGAUUAUUUCGGGGAUAAAAUGUCGUCGUUAAGCCGGGAAUUGGUGUUUCUUAUACUCCAAUUCCUUGAAGAAGAGAAAUUCAAGGAGUCCGUUCACAGGCUUGAGCAAGAGUCAGGAUUUUUCUUCAAUAUGAAAUACUUUGAGGAGAAAGUGCAAGCAGGGGAGUGGGAUGAGGUUGAAAAGUACUUGUCUGGCUUUACCAAAGUGGAUGACAACAGAUAUUCAAUGAAGAUAUUCUUUGAGAUUAGGAAGCAGAAGUAUCUCGAAGCUCUUGACGGGCAAGACAAGUCCAAGGCGGUUGAGAUACUUGUUGGUGAUUUGAAAGUAUUUUCGACAUUCAACGAAGAGCUCUACAAGGAAAUCACACAGCUCUUAACUCUAACUAACUUCAGGGAAAAUGAGCAGCUUUCAAAGUAUGGUGACACCAAAACUGCUCGUAACAUAAUGUUGGCAGAGCUUAAAAAGCUGAUAGAAGCAAACCCGCUUUUCCGUGACAAGCUGGUGUUCCCGACUCUGAGAUCGUCAAGACUGCGUACACUAAUUAAUCAAAGCUUGAAUUGGCAGCAUCAGCUUUGUAAGAAUCCCAGACCAAACCCUGAUAUCAAGACAUUGUUCACUGAUCAUACGUGCACUCCUCCAAAUGGAGCUGUUGCACCUGCUCCUGUAACUCUUCCAGUUGCUGCUGUUGCAAAGCCUGCUGCUUAUACACAGCUAGGAGCUCAUGGUCCAUUCCAGCCUACACCCGCAGCUGCUGCAGCUAGUGCUAAUGCUUUGGCUGGUUGGAUGGCAAAUGCUGCUGCAUCCUCUUCUGUCCAAGCUGCAGUGGUGACUGCAUCAUCCAUUCCUGUGCCCCCAAAUCAAGUCCCAAUCCAUAAAAGGCCAAGAACACCGCCUACAACACUUGGCAUGGUUGAUUAUCAGAAUCCUGAUCACGAACAGCUGAUGAAACGUCUUCGUCCUGCACAAUCUGUGGAGGAGGUUACGUAUCCAACACCCCGCCAACAAGCUUCUUGGUCUGUGGAUGACCUCCCAAGAAGGGUGGCCUUUACUUUGCACCAAGGCUCUACUGUUACAAGCAUGGAUUUCCAUCCUUCUCACCCCACAUUGCUGCUUGUUGGUUCAUCUAGCGCGGAAAUUACUCUUUGGGAGGUUGCGUCACGUGAGAAAUUGGUGUCAAAGUCUUUCAAAGUUUGGGACAUGUCUUCAUGCUCUUUACAAUUCCAGGCUGCCUUUGUCAAAGAUGUAAUAUCAGUCAGCCGAGUUGCAUGGAGUCCUGAUGGAAAUUAUCUGGGAGCUGCCUUUAGUAAGCACUUGAUCCAUUUAUAUGCUUAUUCUGGACCAAAUGAUCUUCGACAACAGUUGGAGAUUGAUGCCCAUGUUGGUGGGGUGAAUGAUCUAGCUUUUGCUUAUCCUAACAAGCAACUUUGUGUCCUAACAUGUGGAGAUGAUAAGAUUAUUAACGUUUGGGAUUUAUCAGGAAGAAAGUUAUUCAAUCUUGAAGGCCAUGAAGCACCUGUUUACUCAAUAUGCCCUCAUCACAAGGAGAACAUUCAGUUCAUUUUUUCAACUGCAUUUGACGGGAAGAUUAAAGCUUGGCUGUAUGAUAAUACUGGGUCUAAAGUUGACUAUGAUGCUCCUGGACACUGGUGUACUACAAUGCUUUACAGUGCUGAUGGAACUAGAUUAUUUUCAUGUGGAACUAGUAAAGAUGGAGAAUCUUUCCUGGUUGAGUGGAAUGAGAGUGAAGGGGCAAUAAAAAGAACAUACACUGGAUUUAGAAGGAAAUCAAAUGGCGUUGUGCAAUUUGACACAACACAAAAUCAUUUUCUAGCUGCAGGGGAAGAUCAUCAGAUAAAGUUUUGGGACAUGGAUAAUGUCAGUGUACUCGCUCAAACAGAUGCAGAGGGAGGGCUUCCGAAUCUUCCACGGCUGAGAUUCAACAAGGAAGGGAACCUUCUUGCUGUUUCCACUGCAGAUAAUGGAAUCAAAAUUCUCGCAACUGCAGCUGGUCUUCGUUUAUUGAGGACUGUAGAAGCCCCACAAUUUGAAGCGUUGAGGACACCUAUUGAAGCUGCUGCUAUCAAGAAUGGAAACAUGGAAAAGGCUAGGAUGGCCGAAGACGCAAUUGAGACUAAAAUUAAGCCUUGGCAGUUGGCUGAAAUCGUGGAGCCUGUCCAGUGUAAGCUGGUGACUUUACCAGAAAGCAUGGACAGUUUCAGCAAGGUUGCUCGACUUCUUUACACCAAUAAUGGUAUUGGGGUUUUGGCGCUUGGUUCAAAUGGUAUCCAGAAAAUCUGGAAGUGGAGUCGCAGUGAGCAAAACCCUAGCGGGAAGGCCACUGCCAGUGUGGUUCCGCAACAUUGGCAACCAAGCAGCGGUCUUCUUAUGACUAAUGAUGUCCCAGGUGUCAACGCUGAAGAAGCUGUACCAUGUAUAGCACUUUCGAAAAAUGAUUCAUACGUAAUGUCGGCCGCUGGUGGAAAGGUGUCAUUGUUUAACAUGAUGACAUUCAAGGUCAUGACGACAUUCAUGCCUCCUCCGCCUGCCUCAACCUUCUUGGCAUUCCAUCCCCAAGACAACAACAUCAUAGCAAUUGGAAUGGAGGACUCAACCAUUCACAUAUACAAUGUUAGAGUAGACGAGGUUAAAUCAAAAUUGAAGGGUCAUGUGAAGCGCAUAAGUGGUUUAGCAUUUUCAACCAUUCUUGGUAUCCUGGUAUCAUCUGGUGCUGAUGCUCAGCUGUGUGUCUGGAGCAUUGAUACCUGGGAGAAGAGGAAGACUGUCACAAUACAACUUCCAGCUGGUAAGGCAGCUACUGGUGAUACACGAGUCCAGUUUCACUCUGACCAGACCCGUUUGCUAGUGUUCCAUGAAACCCAGCUAGCAAUAUAUGAUGCCUCUAAAAUGGAAUGCAUUAGACAGUGGGUCCCCCAGGAUGCAUUGUCUGCACCGAUAUCCUAUGCAGCAUACUCGUGCAAUAGUAUGAUAGUUUAUGCUUCCUUUUGUGAUGGCAACAUUGGAGUAUUUGAUGCGGACACUUUGAAACUUAGAUGUCGUGUGGGCCCUUCAGCAUACCUUUCUCAGGCUCAAUUGAAUGGGAGCCAAGCUGUUUAUGCGCUAGUGGUAGCUGCCCACCCACAAGAACCCUUUCAGAUUGCUGUAGGGUUGAGUGAUGGAACCGUUAAAGUGAUAGAGCCAGCCGAGUCAGAAGGCAAGUGGGGAGUGUCUCCACCUGCCGAUAAUGGGUUGCUAAAUGGCAGAACGGCCUCUUCGUCUGCUACAAGCAGCCACACUCCUGAUCAAAUACAAAGAUGAAGCUCUCCAGAAAAUCCUGUCUGUACAUUGUUGAAAUUCUUUAUUUAGUGUACUAGUUUACUACAGUUUAGUGAGUAGACUCUAGGAUUGUGAUCUUCAGAUAAUGUUUUCUCAGCAAGGAUAAAGACACACAAUGUUUAGACAGAAUUGGUUAGAGAGGUGCAUUCUUGUAUCAUUAUCUCUUGUCCAAUUGAAAUUGAACUGGGCCUCUGUAUUUUAGAAAACUGUAUAUGAGUUCUUCUGUCUUGAUGACAUUGUAUUUCUAGAAAGAUUUACAGAUGCUUUGAGCAAUUGCUCUGCAAGGGAAUGAAUCGUUAAUCAAGCAGUAUUAUAACCAUGUA
Messenger RNA from Chenopodium quinoa (quinoa), 4012 nucleotides. Its product is annotated as topless-related protein 3-like. Gene Ontology annotation, molecular function: protein binding. The transcript is spliced from 24 exons. NCBI's taxonomy places the organism in Eukaryota, Viridiplantae, Streptophyta, Magnoliopsida, Caryophyllales, Amaranthaceae. Bases 375 to 3671 code for a protein of 1098 amino acids. The record is from RefSeq and is a predicted model, not a curated record. Gene Ontology annotation, biological process: regulation of DNA-templated transcription.